AUGUCGGAAUCUCACACUCGGCCGGACUUGUCACGAUAUCGCCCGGUCCUCUACCUGCUCACGGGGGUUGUAGCCGCCUACGCUCUGGUCUAUGUGAAUAAUCAGCUUUUAUCAUCGUCAUCGUCGCAAUCAUCUCUUCGCCGUCGGAGAGCCGUUCGCCGCACGAGACGAAGUGAGCCCGAACAACCCGCGGCCGCCGACACGCCCUCCUCUCGCGCUAUUGCCCACCUAGAACAACUCGAACGCCAAAACGGGGUAUAUGGCACAUUCCGCAUAGAGACUGAAGAUGGACGUCGUGUGGAAAGCGGGCUGCUCCCGUCGCUACUGGCCACACGGGACCAGCUGAUGGAGGAAGUCGGGGUCCCUGAAGCGCACGCCGAGCGGAUGCGCGAAAUGAUGGAAGACACGUUUUUAGAGUCCUUUCUAGCUCUAGACUUCCCACCGACACAUAUGUUAAAUGACGGGAGUCCGGAGCGGGAAUACUUGACCGAGCAGCUGCAGCAGCGAGGGAUCUCUCGCGCUGGUAUCGAGCGGGCAUUAACCCGGUUCAACGAGGACAACAAUUACGGAGAGGAACUACGACGGCGUCGGCAGAAUGGCGAGCGAGUCACAUUAUCCACGUCAACCUUCCCGGAUGAAUCUUCUCCUGCGAUCAACAUGGAUGGCGGCGAGACGGUGGUCGACGAUCAGAGCGUCUUUUCGUGGCGCGACGGCAACAACGAGACUUCUCCGACGCGCGAGGGCCAGAACCUGCUCAACUUACUUUACCACAUUGCGGAGGACCAGGCCCGGCGAGAUGGAUAUAUCCACAGAGGAGUGACGUGCAACAGCUGCGGAGCCAUGCCCAUCCAAGGCAUUAGAUAUCGCUGCGCGAACUGUAUCGACUACGACCUCUGCGAGACAUGCGAAGCUAUGCAAGUACACAUCAAAACCCACCUUUUCUACAAGGUCCGAAUUCCAGCGCCGUUCUUAGGGAACCCUCGGCAGUCCCAGCCCGUCUGGUACCCAGGCAAGCCAUCCAUGCUUCCACGCAGCCUACCUCGUUCUCUGGCAAAACGUCUCAUGAAGGAGACCAAUCUUGAGAACACGGAACUUGAUGCACUCUGGGACCAGUUCCGUUGCCUCGCAAAUCAUGAAUGGAUCGAUGAUCCGAAUAAACUAUGCAUGGCGAUCGAUCGCAAGACGUUUGACCGGUGCUUUGUUCCCAACACCUCGAUCCGCCCUCCCCCACCUAGUCUCAUCUAUGACCGGAUGUUUGCAUUUUACGAUACCAACGGCGAUGGUCUAAUUGGGUUUGAGGAGUUUCUCAAAGGUCUCGCCAGCCUAAACAAUAAGAGUAUUGAUGAAAGGAUGCGCCGCGUGUUCCGUGGCUACGAUAUCGAUGGUGACGGUUACGUUGAAAGGAAGGAUUUCCUACGGGUCUUCCGCGCCUACUAUACCCUCAGCAGAGAGCUGACCCGUGAUAUGGUCGCCGGUAUGGAAGAUGACUUCCUGGAAGGCGGCGCACGAGACGUCGUUCUGGGAAUGCAACCCAUCAGUUCUGCGUUCCCUGGCAACAUUCCCUCUGGCGAAGCGUCCAGAACUGGAGAAGGAAAGCGCAUGAACUCGGAAGGGGACAUGGAUAUUGUAGAUAACGAAGGCGUGUUAAGGCCCGAUGGCACUGACACCGGGAAUCGACACUCGGUCGUUGGGGAUUCUGCCGUUCGAACCAGGUACGGCAGUGUGCGCCCGUUGUUUCCGUCUGUACGGCUCUCGACGCCUACUGGACCCCGCGCCUCGGUCAGAAGAAGUGAAAAUUUCGAUCACGGUGAUGAUGGCAGCUCUGACGAUGCGUCCAGCUCGUCGGUGGCCACCGACCGCUGGCCUCCCGCUGAGCACAUUCUUGAGGAAGAUGUUGUCAGGGCCCUUGGAGCCCCUGUUCCCCUUGAGGAAGUCACAGACCCGGUCGACAGAGCUCGCAUCGACACGGCCGUGUACAACCGGAUGUACGAUGAUGACCAACGACAAGUGAAUGACGUCCGUCGGCACGGUAUUGAUGAGCGGUGGCGACGAAGAGCGUUCUACACCGACGAAGAAGACGGGGCAGUAGCUCCAGAAGGCUACGAAACUGAUCCUGAAACUGACCCUGAUGAUGAGGAGGCACUUGAAGAUCAUUUUGAAUCUCACCCGCCAUCCCCGCGGUCGCGUUCAUCCUCCAAAGUCCGCUUCCAGGACGACCUUACAGAUGACUACGACGUGCGAUCCAAUCCGUCCACGUCGUCACGGAGCAUAUUGGUUGGAGAGAGGUGGGGAGGUUUCGAAGUUCCCGAGGUUGAAAAGGAUGUAGGAAAGGAGAUUCUCUAUCAAGUCACCCAGCAGGGAUUCAACGAGUUAUUGGAUAUUCUCUUCAAACCCAAGGAAGACCUGCUCAUGGAAGCCUACAACACCCGCGCUGAGCGCAAGUUCUGGGCCCGCGAAAUUGAGCUAGCCGCGCAGCGUCCCGAAAAUCAAUUUGACCAAAUGUUGAAGCGGGAAGAGAAGGAAAAGGUGGAGGAAGAGAUCAAGGAAACCGAAGACGAUGAGAAGAAUCCAUUCAGCGAUCGACCGCUUGAGGAGCUCCUCGACCGUGCAGGAUAUUCUAUCCGCAGCCCCCCUCUUCAGCCUCUGCGAGACAGCCCUAUAUUUGCUCCUCGAUCCCCCGAGUUGCGUCUACCGGACGACAACGUACGACCGACACACCUCGCCCAGCCUGACGAGGUGGAGGAAGAGGACGACGAAGAUGACGAAGAGGAUGCAGGGAGCGAGGGCGCCGAUCGACUUGGCUCUAACCCACUUGAGCCACAAGCCAAUGAAUUGGCAGUGCCCCCUGCUACAUUCCCACCAGGCUCUCUUACAAUGGAAGGGAGACAGCCUCCGGUCGUGGACAUAGACUUCGAUCCUACGCUGCCGCACCACCGUCCCAACGAGGACGCUCUAGAUGCCUAUGACUCCGAUUCGUCCUCGGUGCACACCAUCUUUGACGACGUCCAGCAGCACAACCUUCCCCCCGAGCUCCGCUUCCCACCCCAGGGUCCGACCUCCUUCUUCGGAACCUCGUCAGCACCCGCCUCUCUGGCCGCGUUCUCGCCCGAAGCCGAGGCCACGGCGCCCAAAAGCUCCCCUUCGCCCAUCCAACCUCUCCCACCCACCGCCAGUCCAUCGCCUCCCCGCCGAACCGGACCCACGCAACCUCCCUCCCAGCUGACCCUGGCACGGUGGGCAUACCUGAAUUAUAUCGAGCGUCAAGCGCACCUGCGCGGCGGCAGCGGGGCCAAGCUGAACUUUGACGAGUUCUCGCGGCGCAUGGGAGCUGAUCGAGGUCGUCGGUUAGCUUUUGUCGCCAGCUGGAUCGAAAUGGCCAGUUUUUGA
Aspergillus melleus is the source of this 3387-nucleotide messenger RNA. Its product is annotated as EF hand domain protein. NCBI's taxonomy places the organism in Eukaryota, Fungi, Ascomycota, Eurotiomycetes, Eurotiales, Aspergillaceae. The record is from RefSeq and is a predicted model, not a curated record. The coding region runs from base 1 to 3387 and encodes 1128 amino acids. The transcript has a single exon. Gene Ontology annotation, molecular function: zinc ion binding; calcium ion binding. Gene Ontology annotation, cellular component: intracellular membrane-bounded organelle; cytosol; membrane.